AUGAUCAUCCCCGUCAGGUGCUUCUCGUGUGGUAAAGUGAUAGGUAACUUGUGGGACAGUUAUCUGGAGCUGUUAGCUGCUGGGGUGGAUGAAGGUGAUGCGUUGGAUAGACUUCAAUUAAAACGUUAUUGUUGUCGAAGAAUGGUUUUGACCCAUGUCGACCUCAUCGAGAAGCUGUUGAUGUACAAUCCACUCUCACGAGAUCGAUAA
Kwoniella mangroviensis CBS 8507 is the source of this 210-nucleotide messenger RNA. RefSeq names its product DNA-directed RNA polymerase I, II, and III subunit rpabc5. Gene Ontology annotation, molecular function: zinc ion binding; DNA binding. Gene Ontology annotation, cellular component: RNA polymerase I complex; RNA polymerase II, core complex; RNA polymerase III complex. Gene Ontology annotation, biological process: transcription by RNA polymerase I; transcription by RNA polymerase II; tRNA transcription by RNA polymerase III. The transcript is spliced from 6 exons. The record is from RefSeq and is a predicted model, not a curated record. The coding region runs from base 1 to 210 and encodes 69 amino acids. Lineage: Eukaryota; Fungi; Basidiomycota; Tremellomycetes; Tremellales; Cryptococcaceae.